GUUAUUAAGGUGUACCAAUGAUUGUCUUGGAAUACCUUCCUAACGGAAAUCUGCAGACUUUCCUACGAAAAGACCGAGCUCGAAAUAAGGCAGUGUAUGGCAAUUUAUAUGGCGCCAGUGCUUCACUGACAUCACGAGAUCUGAUGAAGUAUGCUUUCGACGUGGCAAAUGGGAUGGCGUUUCUUUCUUCUAUGUCCAUACUGCACAGAGACCUUGCUGCAAGAAAUGUAUUGGUAUCUGACGACAAAAGAUGCAAGGUUUCUGACUUUGGUUUUGCUAGGGACGUGAUUGAAAGCCACCACUAUGAAAUGAAGUCACAGGGUCGUGUUCCAGUACGAUGGAUGUCUCCUGAAGCUCUGAAUGACCACAUAUUUACCUCCCAGUCCGAUGUCUGGGCGUAUGGUGUCUUGUUAUGGGAGAUUGUCACAUUGGGGUGUAUUCCUUACACCGGUAUGUCAGCUCAGCAAGUGAUGAGAAAGAUAACUAACGGAUACCGGAUGCCAAGGCCACAACAUUGUUCACAGGACAUGUAUACUAUCAUGCUGUCUUGUUGGGAGGAGGCACCGAACGCACGACCGUCUUUUAAGGAUUUAACAAGUUCAUUGAACGAAUUACUGGUUGCAGAUUACGACGUCUUGGCCUUUGGAGAGUUUGAGGAAGCAUUAUAUGAUAAUGUUGACAUAUAUGACAGUGACGAAAAGUGCUAAAUGCCUGAGUUAUCAAGAGAGCGAAUCAUUGAACAGAAUCAGUUCCAAAAAUGUGCUGAAAAUCAGCUUUCACAAUGCGUUAACUGACAUGACUAAUGCCUCGUCCA
Messenger RNA from Lingula anatina, 814 nucleotides. RefSeq lists its product as uncharacterized. NCBI's taxonomy places the organism in Eukaryota, Metazoa, Brachiopoda, Lingulata, Lingulida, Lingulidae. Gene Ontology annotation, cellular component: plasma membrane; signaling receptor complex. Gene Ontology annotation, biological process: protein phosphorylation; positive regulation of kinase activity; cell surface receptor protein tyrosine kinase signaling pathway. The record is from RefSeq and is a predicted model, not a curated record. Gene Ontology annotation, molecular function: transmembrane receptor protein tyrosine kinase activity; calcium ion binding; ATP binding.